AUGGAACAGCGGGAGGAACUUAAAGCAAUGGGGGCUAAACUAGUGCUAGAGGAAACAAGAUUGGUAGUGCAGCUAUUAUUAAUAAAAAUAUAAGAGAUGUUUCCAAGGGUAAAACAGCCAAUUCAAUAUAAAAGGCAGUAGGAUAAACUGUCAAGUCAAAAAUGGUAACACAUUCUCAGCCUUAAGUGCUUCAAGGGCAUCAUUGACAAUAAGAUUAGAUAGCUAGAGGAAUAGGCAUAGUCAAAGAACAAACAGCUCAAUUCAGCCAGAGGAGCUCCAAUAUCUAGAAACACAGACUUGAAUGCAAUUACCUCUUAGAAAUCAAGUUAAAGCAAGCAAUCUACUAGCACAGUCUAGCAUGUAAAACAAGGAGCACAGAUCACUCAGUAAUAAAACAAUUAUGAAGAGAACCAUGGCUCAAUUGAGAUGAAUCACAACAAUGAGAGCUCCCCAAACAAUUUUAAUAAUAUUUAGCAAUAACCUAAUUCAAAGCAAUCUAGUGUUGCAAGCCUUAUGAAUUUCUCAGAUGAGUAUCAGCAAUUCCUUAGUCUAGUAAAUCUCCAAAAUCCCCAGCAAUAUAGGCAAAAGAAGAUGAGCAUUAGUAAUCUACUAAGGAUGAUAGAGGAGAUAUAUGCAUUUAGAUAUCAAAAGGAUACUAGUAAGCUAUAAAGUUCACAGAGCAAUUUCAAUCCUGCCGAUAAAGCACUAUAUGUUACAGUCUUUGACUAUUUGAAUCAAAAAUUCAAACAGAAAAAGAUGCUAGAUUAAGCUACAAUCGACUUCAUUGUUUCAAUAGAUUACUUUAGAAAUCAGUCGACUGAAGUAUAAACAUUCUAUAAUUUCUUCAUUCAGAACUUAGAGAUCAAGGAUCUUAUGUUCUACUUGUACAUGCGAUCUCUAGCUGAGAAGGAAAUCAAUUAGGUAAUAACAAGAAUGAACACUGGAGAUGUGAGAUUGCUUAAAAUCCCUAACCAAAAAUGCGUAAAGCUCAUCAGAAAUUUCUUCUAAAACAUCAGCAAUAGUGAUAACAUAGAGGAUACUUCGUAAGUUGAAGAGAUGUCCCAGAUUUUUCUAGAGACCCUUAUUGAGGAGGCCAUUGUGCAUGAUAAGUAUGAUGAGAUAGAAUAGAAGAUGUCCUUCUCAUUUUUCUUAGAAUCCUUGUUAAAAGAAUUUUAAGAGCAAUAGCAAAAGGGGAAUGAUAGUGAAAUUGUUGUCUCAGGUUAGGAUCAGUUUUCACUGAAUAAUGACAUGUACAAUCAAUAAAACUUUGGAGGUGAUUCCCCUUAACUUGACAUUAGAAUUGAUGACGUAUCUCCCUUUUCCCAGAAUAUAAGCGGAAUCAAAAGCUAUAAGCAAAGUACAGGAAACUAAAAUUUUGAUAAUUUUAAUCUGAAGCUAAGGUCUCAAGACAAUAGACUAGACUUAGAUGACAGUGACUUAGGUGUUGGUGGGUAUUAAGGAGGCAAAUCAGUCAAUCUAGAGACAAUUAGCAAUGAAUAGAAGUAUGUGAUAAAGGAUAAGAUUCUAAAGUAUGUUAUUGGGAAUAAACUGAAUCAAGUAAUAUCCUUCAUGCUCUCACACUACUCUGAGGAAUUAAGCAAGGAAGUACUAGACAUAAUCAAGGAGGAAAUAAGAAAUGUGCUUUCCAAUAAGAUAAAAUUGCUUCUAGAUGCUGCUUUUAGUUAGAGUGAAAAUUAAUGGGUCAAGCUAUUAAUGAUAUCUUAGUACACUGAGGAGCAUCGUAGAUAGUUUUAGCUUUUGAUACUUAAGAUAAAAGAGUCAGUUACUAAUACUAUUCAUGAUAUGGGAAAGGGGGGAUUAAAUGUUCAGAUGAGAUUUGAAGAUCUGGAGGACUUAGCAAAGAUGAUCCUGCAUGUUAAUGAACUCAAGCAAGAACUGGCUAAACUGGUGGGUAGCUUGACUCUUUAAGCUAGAGUUGGCAUUGAAACAGAGUCGGAUGAUCAUGUCUCCUUCAAUAACGGAGUCAAUGUCAAUAUGGCCUUAGGAGGCAAUUAUAGAAGUGGGGAUAGUGAAUAUGGAAUGAAUAACGAUCCCAAUGAUAAAAGUAUGAUGAAAAAUUAUUUGAGAAAUAGAUACUGA
Stylonychia lemnae is the source of this 2100-nucleotide messenger RNA. The record is from the annotation of a GenBank genome assembly. NCBI's taxonomy places the organism in Eukaryota, Ciliophora, Spirotrichea, Sporadotrichida, Oxytrichidae.